Leguminivora glycinivorella is the source of this 3386-nucleotide messenger RNA. Its product is annotated as fl(2)d-associated complex component-like. The record is from RefSeq and is a predicted model, not a curated record. Gene Ontology annotation, molecular function: metal ion binding. Lineage: Eukaryota; Metazoa; Arthropoda; Insecta; Lepidoptera; Tortricidae. Gene Ontology annotation, cellular component: RNA N6-methyladenosine methyltransferase complex. The coding region runs from base 84 to 3068 and encodes 994 amino acids. The transcript is spliced from 9 exons.
UGGCGAAUGGCGAUUGUCGGACGCCGGGGAAUAUCUUUUAUUUCAAUUCCGUUUCCAAGUGAGACCAAUGUUUUUCCUUUAUAAUGUCAAAACAAGGCAAAAGAAAAAUUACUGUCGAAAUUCCGAAAACGAAAGACCUUGCCAACAGACCUAGUGUUUUCGAGCGUCUCGGAACCAAGAAAACUAGUGCAAAAAAAACAAGUGAACAUUGUAGACAGUGGGCACAACACGGAAGUUGCGCUUACGGUAAAAGUUGCAAAUUUGCUGCCACACACACAUUGAUUAGCCCUUCAAAGCAGCGUGCGGCUAAUAAAGACAGUGAACAAAAACGAUUACUGAAAGAUGACGCUAAAAGUAGGCUUCAUUCGACAGUAGUCGUGCGGUCAGGUCGCAGUCCUGAUGGUGAAAUCGACAACUGGGAUCAAAAUGACCUAGAAUGUGUGGACACAGACGAGCUGGAGAAACGAAGGCUCCAGCUACAGCGUGAACUUGAACUGCAGUUAAAGAUGGAAUCUGGAAAAGAUAUGCGGAAAGAAAAAAAGAAGCCCGUGUCGAGCUCCUCGUCUUCGAGGAGCUCCAGCUCUUCAAGCGUCUCUUCUUCGUCAUCCGAUGGCAGCUCCUCUUCAUCCUCCUCGGGGCGGGAGGCAAGACGAAAAACGAAGAAAGGCAAAUUGAAAAGAAAUUCUAGUUCUUCAUCGGAUGGUGAUGCACCCUCUAAAAAGAAAAUUGUAAAAAGUGAUACCAAAAGAGACAGAAGUGAAACAAAAAAAACAAGUGUUAAAAAAGACGAUAGACUUUUAAAAAAGACUGAUGUCACUAAGAAAAAGCCCCUGACAAAAACAGCUUUAGGUAAAAAAUCACUAUCGCCAGGAAAGAAAUCUGGGGGCACUCCACCAAUUUCAUCCAAGAGUCUAUCAAAGGCUGUUGGUAAACAUGGUAAGUCUCCAGCAAAACGAGACAAAAAGAGUGCUUCCCCACAUUCAAGUAAAGACCGCGAAAAGGACAAAAAAGAAAAAGAGAGAGACAAGGACAGAGAAAAGGAUCGCGAAAAAGAGAAGGAACGCAGAGGCGGACGCAGCCGGUCGCCCAGAAAAGGUAGGUCUAGAUCACCUCGCCACCCUAAAGACCCCAGACGAAAAGAAAGUUCCGAAAGAAGUAGACCAGUUUCACCUAAAAAACAAGUUAGACGGGAAGGUAGUACUGAUAGACAUAGAAAACGAUCUCCCAGUAGGGACCGUGAUAGAGGUCGUGAUCAUAAAGAUAGAUCAUUAGAAAGAAGGAAAGAAAAGCAUGACGAUAAAGAUAGACACGAUAGAAAGGAUAGAGGCCGUGAGAGAAAUAAAGAGGGUAGUAAACGUGACGACGGCAAGCGUAGAGGUCGCGAUAGAGGCCUGGGUAGUAGAGGACCAGAUAAAGGUCUUGAAAAACCAAACAAGCCUAUGGAAAGACUACUCCCUAGGCCUGAAGAGCGUUUGGCUGCGCUUGCCGCAAUUUCCAAUAGAGCUCUCGAAACAGAUAAAAAUUCAACUACUUCUAAAGAUCGUCAGGAUACUCAUUCUGAUAGAGGUGGCCGAAAACAAGAUAGGCUUGAACGGGAUAGAUCAAGUAAAAGAGACAGGAUUGGUAGUUUGGAUAGAGAAGGAGGUGAUUAUGAAAUGGGUAUGGACCGUAAUUAUGACCAUGGUAUGGAUCAAUAUGAAAGAAUGGAUGAUCGCUACGACGACGGUCCUAGGGACGACGACAGGUCACCGGGUUACGCUAGAGAUAGACAUUACGAUCCCGGAUAUGACAUGCCCGGCCCACCCAGAGGGUAUCCUGAAGAUGAAGAUAGGAUGUAUGCUGACCGCAUGGGCGACCAUCGCGGUGAUAUGGGGUACGACGACCGACGUCCGCAUCGCGACCAUUCUUGGGAAGGGCGCUCGGGCUCCAUGGACCGAGAGCGUUAUAUGCACCCGCACAAAGAGUGGGAUAGCGAAGACUAUCGUGGCGGAGACUGGGGCAGAGAUCGACAUUGGCCUAUGCAUGAACCACAGAUGAACGACUGGGGUGAUAAGGACGCGGAAAUGGAAGGGUGGCAUCACAGAGGGCACCCGUCGGGAUCGCAUCGCGGUCGAAUGCAUGAUGAGUACAAUCGUGGUAUGAGAAUGGACAUGAGAGAUAAGCGUCGACCGCAGCGGGCCGAGCCGGAGGCCGGGGCCAAGGAGGCGGCGGCGCCCGCCGCGGACGCGGACGACAAGCCCAUCCCGGACGACCUCAGCGAGAUCAGCGACGAUCCUGAUGAUAUUCUAAACAGAGAUGAUAUGAUGGAUCCAUCAAUGGAUGAAGACAGCCAAGCCGCUCAACCUAUGGAUGAUGGCGGCAAACCUGAGGGUUCAGAAAAAGAGUCUACUCAGGAUACCAGUGGUGCUGGAGACGAAAAGGAGUCCCAAGGCGCCAAGAAUGAUGAAGAUGUUACGGAUCUAGACUUUGAAGAAAUAUCAGAUGGGGAGCUGGAAGAAGAGAGAACAAGGGCCGGCUUAGGGGACGCCCUCGGUGUCGAUUGGGCUAGUUUGGUGGCAGAUGUCCACCGGCGUGAGCAAACCGCUCCCACCGGCGGAGCGCGUGACCGCUGGAAACCUGAACGAGUACUCGCCCGUCUCGGCCUUUCCGUGCACAUGGCGGGCAAAGACACCGUCCAAGAAAUAUUACACAAGAAUGCUGAAAGCCUACAGACAGAAAAAACUGCCAAGGACGAACCGAGCUCCGAGCAACCUGCCGAAAACGCUCCAGAUCAAAACGGGAAGCACGAAGAAGAUGAGAAGCCUGCACCCCCGCCAGAUGUGGAGUCUUUGCAUCCAGUGGCUGCAAUUCAGGUGGCUGUCGAGAAGCGUAAACGCCAGCGGGCCGUACUAUUCGGAUCGGGCUGCGAGAUCACGCGAGCCCUGAGCGCGCGCCGCGACCUGGCGCUGCGGCGCUACCUGUGCCAGCUGCCCGCCGCCGAGCGCACCGGGCCCGCGCGCGCCGCGCCGCAGCCGCAGCUGUUCCACGCCGCGCGCGCGCUGCUCAUGCGGACCCCGGUCACCGGCUGACGAAGGUGUUAAACUGAUGUUGCACUGCACCCGCUCUGACUAGUUGGAAAUAAGUGCAAUAAUCAAGUAAUUCAAAUUGUAGACUUAUAUUUGACUUUAAAAAACCUGAAGUGAAAUUAACUGUGAACUAUGUGUGAUCAUAUUAAUGGGAUGUGGAGUGUAGUGAAAAAUCUAAUAUUGUAAGUUGUAAGUGUAACUUAUGACUGACUAUUUUAGUAUACUUAAGUCAAUAUUAUAAAUGUUUUAUUCCAACUCACUGGCCAUAAUAUUAUGUGCUGUCGCACGUGCAUUUACAUUAUGUAUGCUGAUAAUGAAAUA